UGCCGUUUGUGCCCCACUACGAUCCUGAUGCUCGAGGCGACAUGGUCUUUCAUGAUCAAAGCCGCAUCACGCCGUCGCCAGCCAAAACCGUCAAUCGGCCGAGAUCCCCGGCUGAGACUACGCUUGCAGGAUGCGACUCUUGGAACUCAAAGAGGAUGGCAGCCUCAGACUUGGAGACUACCCCCACGAGGACGUCCCGCCAUAUGCUAUCCUCUCGCACACCUGGGGACCAGAUGACCAGGAGAUCAGCUUUCAAGACGUCCAACAUCAUGCAGGCCACCACAAAGAUGGAUAUCAAAAGGUCACGUUCUGCUGCCAACAGGCUGCGCUGGAUGGCCUGAAGCAUUUCUGGAUCGACACUUGCUGUAUAGACAAGUCUAACAGCCAGGAGCUUCAAGAAGCGAUCAACUCCAUGUUUCGCUGGUAUAGAGACGCUAACCACUGCUACGUCUUCCUCACCGAUGUACACAAAAGUAGCAGCGGCAAUGACGACGACAGACUGUCACAAGGACAAUGGGAGACAGAGUUCAGAAGCAGCCGGUGGCUGACCCGCGGUUGGACGCUUCAGGAGCUGAUCGCCCCAAGAUCAGUCAAGUUCUUCUCAGCAGAGGGGAAAGCAUUGGGCAACAAGAGCACGCUAGAGGCACUGCUCCACGAAUGUACAGGGGUCCCCAUCGACGCCCUUCGAGGGAGACCUCCAGCUGAUUUCAGCAUCAACGAGCGGCUCUCUUGGCUGGGGAAGCGCAAGACGAAGCGCCCCGAAGAUCUCGCGUAUUGCAUGUUCGGCAUCUUCGACGUUCAUAUGCCACUCAUCUACAGCGAGGGGCAGGAGAAGGCCUUCCUCAGACUGAGACGAGAGAUUGAACCUACGCGACGCGUCGAACCCUUCUCGACCGUCCCUUUCCUUCCCGAUGCCGAUUUCGUCGAGCGCCCAGAUGUGACUGCGUGGCUGGAUACAACCCUCGCGCAGCCAGGCAGCCGUGCCGCCCUUAUCGGCCUGGGAGGUAUCGGCAAGUCUCAGGUAGCCAUCGAGUACGCGCACCGGACGCAACAACAAUCGCCGAGUACACGACUGCAGCUGCCACAGCGGCAUGAUCCCAAAGUCGAUGUGCUGCAGCUGGUGUACGACUGGCUGUUCAACGCGGAGAAUGGACAGUGGCUCAUGAUACUGGACAAUGCGGACGACGUCGGAGUGUUCUUUCCAAGACGCCGGGCUGGGACGAUUAUGUCGAAGCAACGGCCAUUGGGAUCGCUCCUGCCUCAGAGCACGAACGGCAGGAUCCUCAUCACAUCGCGGAGCGGGGAGGCAGCCCAAAGAAUGACGGGCAGCAAGUGGAAGACCUUCCCGAUGCAAGUGAUGGACGAGAGUCAAGCAACGCAAUUACUUCAGAAGAAGCUCCAGGAUGAGUACGAAGAAAAGGCGGCCGCUCUGCUGUCUAGUGCGCUCGAGUACAUACCUCUCGCGAUCACGCAGGCUGCCGCGUAUAUUGUCCGACGAUCGCCACGAGUCUCGUGCUCGUCAUACCUAGAACAGUUUCGAAAGAGUGAGAAAAAGAAGGAAAGCCUACUAAAUCGAGAUCAAGCUGAUCUUCGACGUGACGGGACGGCAGCGAACUCGGUGGUGGUGACGUGGCAGAUCACGUUCGAACAGAUACAGAAGGAGCGGCGGUCGGCCGCAGACUUGCUCUCUCUCAUGAGCCUUUUCCACCCGCAGGAGAUACCGGAAUGGGUACUACGAAGCUACUAUCAGCGGAGAUGCAGGAUUGGGAAACAUUACGACGGUGGAAAGGAAAACGACGAGGGCGGGGAAGAUGACGACGACGACGACGACGACGAUGAAGAUGACGACGACGACGACGACGACGAUGAAGAUGACGACGGUCUGGACGAUGACCUAGAAACGCUCCGAGAUUACUCGCUGGUGGCCGUUACCGUGCAACAAGAUAUCUAUGAGAUGCAUACACUCGUGCAGUUUUGUGCACGAGCCUGGCUCUCGUCAGUGGGUGAUAUGGCAAGAUGGAAGCAGAUAUUUCUGCACAUCAUGUCGGAGAAUUAUCCGCCGGGGAGUUAUGAGAACUGGUCAAAGUGUCAGCAACUUGAGCCUCACAUUGCACAGCUUCUCGAAACGCAGCCUGCAGAUGCUAAGGGUGCGACAGAAUGGGCGCGGCUGUUAACAAACGCAGGAUGGUAUGGGUGGCAAGUGGGAGGGUACGAGAGGGCCGAGGUAUUGCUUUGGAAGGCAGUGGAGGUUCGAGAGGCAGUUCUUGGCGCAGGGAAUAGUGAUACAUUUACAAGUGUCAGCAUUCUUGCUCUUGUGCUGCGGUACCAGGGCAAGUACGAAGAGGCGGAGGCGAUGAACCGACGGGUGCUUGAUGGUAGUGAGAAGGCGCUGGGCAAGGACUAUCCAUCCACACUCACGAGCGUCAGCAAUCUUGCCGCAGUGCUGCAGCACCAGGGCAAGUACGAAGAGGCGGAGGCGAUGAACCGACGGGUGCUUAAUAGUCGUGAGAACGCGCUCGGCAAGGACCACCCAGACACACUCACGAGCAUCGACAAUCUUGCUGGAGUGUUACAGGGCCAGGGAAAGUACAAGGAGGCGGAGGCGAUGAAUCGACGGGCGCUUGAUGGUCGUGAGAAGGCGCUGGGCAAGCACCAUCCAUACACACUCACGAGCGUCAGCAAUCUUGCCGCAGUGCUGCAGCACCAGGGCAAGUACGACGAGGCGGAGGCGAUGAACCGACGGGUGCUUAAUAGUCGUGAGAACGCGCUGGGCAAGGACCAUCCAGACACACUCACAAGCUUCAGUAAUCUUGCUUUUAUGCUGCAGUAUCAGGGAAAGUACGAAGAGGCGGAGGCGAUGAAUCGACGGGCGCUUGAUGGUCGUGAGAAGGCGCUGGGCAAGGACCAUCCAGACACACUCACAAGCUUCAGUAAUCUUGCUUUUAUGCUGCAGUAUCAGGGAAAGUACGAAGAGGCGGAGGCGAUGAACCGACGGGUGCUUGAUGGUAGUGAGAAGGCGCUGGGCAAGGACCAUCCAUACACACUCACAAGCGUCAACAAUCUUGCUCUUGUGCUGCGGGGCCAGGGCAAGUACGAAGAGGCGGAGGCGAUGAACCGACAGGCGCUUGAUGGUCGUGAGAAGGCGCUCGGCAAGGACCACCCAGACACACUCACGAGCGUCGACAAUCUUGCUGGAGUGUUACAGGGCCAGGGAAAGUACAAGGAGGCGGAGGCGAUGAAUCGACGGGCGCUUGAUGGUUGGGAGAAGACGCUGGGCAAGGACCAUCCUUCCACACUCACGAGCGUCGGCAAUCUUGCUUACCUCUGCCAUGAGCAAAAUCGACUCGAUGAAGCCGGCGAGCUUUAUCUUGCGAGCGUCAUUAUGCAUCGUUGA
Messenger RNA from Microdochium trichocladiopsis, 3394 nucleotides. RefSeq lists its product as uncharacterized. The record is from RefSeq and is a predicted model, not a curated record. Gene Ontology annotation, cellular component: membrane-bounded organelle; kinesin complex; cytoplasm. Gene Ontology annotation, biological process: microtubule-based movement. The transcript is spliced from 4 exons. The coding region runs from base 131 to 3394 and encodes 1087 amino acids. Gene Ontology annotation, molecular function: kinesin binding. NCBI's taxonomy places the organism in Eukaryota, Fungi, Ascomycota, Sordariomycetes, Xylariales, Microdochiaceae.